Messenger RNA from Hansenula ciferrii, 1068 nucleotides. RefSeq names its product putative nuclear distribution protein. Bases 1 to 1068 code for a protein of 355 amino acids. The transcript has a single exon. Gene Ontology annotation, cellular component: centrosome; kinetochore; kinesin complex. The record is from RefSeq and is a predicted model, not a curated record. Gene Ontology annotation, biological process: vesicle transport along microtubule; chromosome segregation; centrosome localization. Gene Ontology annotation, molecular function: microtubule binding. Lineage: Eukaryota; Fungi; Ascomycota; Saccharomycetes; Phaffomycetales; Wickerhamomycetaceae.
AUGACGUCCACACCAGAGACAAACAGGGUCAGAAGACUAGAUCUUAUAUCAGAAUCACCGCUGAGUAACACAUCUUCACCGGAUCGUUCUUUUUGUCAGGUUAAAUAUAAGGAUUAUGAAAGCGCUAUAGAUGCUAUUCAACAAUUAGAAGCUGAAUUGAAUGAGUUUCAAACAUCAAGUUAUGAAUUAGAAAAGGAAUUGGAAAAAGAGUUGACGGCGCUAGAAUUGGAUAAUGAAGAGUUGAAGAUUAAGAAUGAAGAAAUACAAGAUCAGUUGAAUGAAAUUCAAAGAGAAAAAAUUGAUAAAGAAAAAGAAUUUAAUAAGAUAAGGACUGAAUUACAAAAUAAGAUUGUUAAAUUAGAGAAAGAUUUAGAAAUAAAGAAUUCAAAGAUUGUUGAUAUUGAAAUACUGAAUGAUAAUAUUGAACAAAAUGAAAGAAAUUUAAACCUUAGUUAUAAAGAAUUAGAAGAAAAUUAUAAUUCAUCAGUUGAAAAAAUCAUUUUAUUAGAACAAGAAAUUAAUGACUCUAAAAAUCAAUUAAUGAUGGAAAAACUAAAUCAUCAAAAUACAAAAAUUGAAUUAAAUGAAUUCAAGACUAAAUUUGAAGCUUUAGAAAGAAGAUCAACCACUAAAUCAAGAUCUUUAUCUAAUCCAAUAAAUCCAUCAUCGUCAACAUCAUCAACAACAUCAUCAAUACCAUUAUCUAAUAGUAAAAUGACAAAAUCAAAUUCAAUAAGACAAUUACAUUCAAUGAUUGAACAAUCCAAAGGAAUGGAAUCACGUAUUGGUAAUAUUAAAACUUCAUUAAAUACUAAAUCAUUAAAAUUACAUCGUGAACCAAAAUCUUCAACUACAACAAAAUUAACAAAUGCCACAAUAACAACAUCAACUCCAUCUUCAUCACAAGUCAAACCUAAGAGGAAAAUACCUCUUUCACCAUCUUCAUUCAAACUAAGCUCAUUUGCUGGCUCUUCAUUCAAUAAGAUGGAAAAAAUUGAAGGAUCACCUGCUAAACCUGCAAAAGAUUUUAACAAGAUAUUUGGUAAUGAAUUAAAACAAGAGAAAUAG